CAAGAGGUGUCAAAUCAUCAGGAUGCUGUUUGUUCAUGUUUGGCUGUAAUAAACACUGUGGCCUAUAGGGGGCAGGACCGAAGACUGUCGACCCUGUAAAGGUUUUCUUAAUGAAGCAGCUGAUGUGAGGAGCUCUGACAGCGACAGGCCUACGCCUCCUCCCUCGCUGCAAUGACAUGAGGAAUGCGUCCUGCAGGCCGACACACGUCUCCUCCUGCCGUCAUGUCAGCAGAUAAGGAACCUGUGGAAGACCUUCACUGCAGUGUGACAGAACGACGAGACCUGCUGAGAGGAGAUGAGGGGAUACCGAUCCAUCAAGUACACUUUGUUCAUCUUCUGCUACUUCUUCUGGGUCGUGAGCGCCGUCCUCAUAGCAGUGGGCAUCUACGCCAAGAUCGCCAAAGAGAAAGAUGUAGUUGACACCCUGAUGUUGGAUCCAGCUCUGCUCCUGAUCGUCGUCGGCUCGGUGAUGUUUCUCAUCACGUUCCUCGGAUGUUUUGGGGCGCUGCGUAACGCCACCUGCCUGCUGAAGACGUUUCUGGGGAUCCUGGCGACCGUCCUCAUCCUGCAGAUCACCGCUGGCAUUGUGGGAUACCUCUUCACCGACAUGGUGAUGGAGAGGACGGAGAGGCUGAUGAUGAAGGCCGUCGUCCGCUACAGGGAGGACCGGGACCUGGAAAACGCCAUCGACUUCAUCCAGAAGAAGUUUCAGUGCUGUGGAGUGCAGAGCUACAACGACUGGUCCCAUAACGUCUACUUCCACUGCUCGGAUACCAACCCGAGCCUGGAGGCCUGCGGAGUUCCCUUCUCCUGCUGCAUUGGCCAGCAGAACCAGACGGUGCUGAACACUAUGUGUGGUUAUGGGAUGCAGCAGGCGGGCAAGCGUUUGGCUGGUCAGGACGUCUUCACCGUCGGCUGCCUGGAGAAGAUCGUCUGGUGGGCCAAAAACAACCUGCUGCUGGUGGCCGCUCUGACUGCUGGUCUGCUGCUGCUCGAGGUUUGCAUGAUCUGCCUGGCUGCUGCUCAGAUUUCCAGGAUAAAGAAAGUCCAACGACAAACGAAAGAAAACGCAUCGCGAGGCAAUUCAGAAAGGAAGGACAGCUACUGGUAUCCUGCUUUUGCAGACUUCGAUGACGAAUAAAAUCAGAUUCUGAGAUUUCUCAGGCCGGUUGAGGGGACGGACACAAAAUAACCUCCGGAAUUCUCUAAAAGGGAAUUUUCUGUCAUUCCGGGUCAAAUGAAAGCAGCUGAACGUUGAUGCUCUUCACACUGUGAGCUUCUCGUCACGUAUCUGGUUAAACGUCCCUCAGCAAGACUCAGAGCUGUUGGCUUUUGAACUACCUCAUGUGAAAGCUUCUCUUCAUCACAUCUUUAUCAAAGUCACUGAAAGUCAGCUCUGUUGGUGCUGAACAUUGAUUCAGCUGCAUGUUUGGCACGUACGCCUGCUGCGUCACAGCGCCAUGUGUGACGAGAUGUUUGUGUGCUGAAUGUGUACAAUAAUUCUGGUGAGAAUAAACCUUGAUGAGCCUGUCUGUCAGAAACUCACAGAGGAAACUCAUUUGGGUUGUUUACACCUGCAAUCUCGUUCUUUCAGUCACAACCCAAACUUUAGGGGGACUUGGAUUCCUCAGUCUGUACACACAUAAUGAUACGUUAAGGCAAAAAAACUUGUCUAUUGCCAGUUUAAUGACAAGCAUGAGAGAUAAUGUCAUGACUUUCCUUUAAGUAAAGGAUCUAAAUAUUUUUUUUAGAUGGAUAGCAUAUGUGUGGUAUGGUCAAAACACCUGAAAAUGAAGGAGUGUAGAAAUAAGAUGCCUUUGUAACAGAAUGACUGCUGUAAAAUAAAUGUUUAAUGUGAUUUGCUUUUUAGUUUGUUUUAAAUAGUCUGUCUUUUACUGUACUUUUACUGUCAGUUUUGUCUGUUCAAGCUGGUGUGUAAAAUCUGUGGAGUUGCCCUUUAAUCUAGAAAGCAAGAGCCAUUAGAACACAAUAAUUACUUUAAAAUUAGUACCGAAAAUACAAUUAAUAGAGUGAUUUAUCAA
Messenger RNA from Scatophagus argus, 2042 nucleotides. RefSeq lists its product as uncharacterized. The record is from RefSeq and is a predicted model, not a curated record. The transcript is spliced from 8 exons. Gene Ontology annotation, cellular component: membrane. NCBI's taxonomy places the organism in Eukaryota, Metazoa, Chordata, Actinopteri, Scatophagidae. Bases 296 to 1141 code for a protein of 281 amino acids.